GGAGCUUCAUGCCCCUCACGAGGGUUCUUAUACAGCUGCAAGAUUCCCGUUGACUGAGUCAUUGUGUCUCUAAUAUACCAUUUCUAGAUUUGCGGUACUACAAAUCUCGUUAAGAAGCACUACAAUAUCCCAACCGUUCUACUUUUCAAUUUCAUUUCCACCGAUCAAUUGUCAUUGGCAUAAUGGGCUCCCUUCAGACUCCUUUUGGCAAGCCGAUGCUCAAGCAUUGGCUUUUUGACCCAUCUUAUAAAAAUCUCAAUCAUGGUUCCUUCGGCGCGCAUCCAGCAGCUGUCCGCGAAGCUCAGCGCGCCUUCCUAGACGUCGCCGAUCUACGACCCGAUCCAUAUAUCCGGGUCCAGCAUACGAAGCUUCUAAGUGAAGCUCGUGAAAGUCUCUCAAAGAUCCUCAAUGCAGCCAAAGACGAAUGUGUUCUUGUGAAAAACGCUACUACCGGCGUUGCAACUGUCCUGUACAACCUGAACUUCCAGGCAGGCGAGGUCGUUGUUUACUUUGAGCCCGUCUACGGUGCCGUGGAGAAAGGCCUGGUCUCGCUGCAGGAACACUCUGCCCUCCAGACUCGCAAAGUGCCAUUCCAUUUCCCCAUUGCGGAGGGUGAACUCGAACAACGGUUCCGUGAUGUUGUUCAAAAAGUGCGUGCCGAGGGUCUCACGGUUCGCGCGGCGGUUUUCGAUACCAUCGUUAGCAACCCUGGUGUACGCUUCCCGUUCGAACGCUUCACUGCUAUCUGUCGGGAAGAGGGGAUUCUGAGUGUGAUUGAUGGAGCCCACGGCAUUGGACAUAUCCAUCUUGAUAUGGAUAAACUGCAGCCAGACUUUUUCGUCUCAAAUUGCCACAAGUGGCUAUACACUCCUCGCAGCGCGGCAGUCCUAUACGUCCCCAAGCGCAACCAGCAUCUCCUGCGUUCAACACUCCCUACUUCCUGGGGCUUCAUCCCCGGAGCAGAAUCACCUGCAACCGUUGCUUCGGUUCUUCAAGACGCAAAUGCAGUCAUGACAAGGACACCCUUUGAGGAACUUUUCGAAUUCGUCGCAACCAGCGAUGACUCUGCAUUUCUCUGCGUGCCCGCCGCGCUGAAAUUCCGCCAGGAAGUCUGCGGCGGCGAAGACGCCAUUAUUUCAUACUGUGUCAACCUCGCCAACGAAGCCGCCGAUGCGGUUGCGGCUAUCCUAGGGACAGAUGUGAUGCAAGAGCCGGAUUUGAAAGCGGGCGAGACGAGCAACAUGCGCCAGUGCGCGUUGGCGACUAUUCGUCUGCCUAUUGGCGUUGCUGAUGAUGGAGCUACUCUUGCCGGGGCACCCGUGACCGUCACGUCCGAGGAAGCUCGUCGCGUUUUUGGAUGGAUGCAGACGACUCUUAUGGAAAAGCAUGAUACUUUUGUGCCGGUCUUCCAGCAUGGACCGUGGUUGUGGGUACGAAUAAGCGCCCAGAUCUAUUUGGAGAAGACUGAUUUUGAAUGGUUGGGUGCUAUUCUUCUUGAAAUGUGCGGCAAGGUUGCACGAAAGGAGAACUAAUGCUGCAAAUGACUGCUACAAGGCCUAGCGUAUAUGCAAAUUGUAAUAUGUUAAUACCCUCUUGAUACGUAAUUUGUACUGAUCAACACUGAAGCAGAUGGUUCUGAACAAACUGGGAUGGAAUUAGCUCUUGUCCGGUAAUCGAGUACUCUUAGCCAUUAGAGUUCCCCACAAUCCCUCCUCUGUGACUCUGCGAUUUUGUCAAUUAUUUCCAAUGACCAUUGAUAAUAUCAUGGCCGGUACUUACAUCGAACACAACAAAAGAAACUAAAACUCAAAUAAUAGCUAUGGCUCUUCAUUGGCUUAUAGAUCAACCAGCUGCAUCACGCCAUCAGCAGUUUGUUUAACCCAAGAUCACAUCAUCUCAUC
Messenger RNA from Penicillium brasilianum, 1901 nucleotides. NCBI's taxonomy places the organism in Eukaryota, Fungi, Ascomycota, Eurotiomycetes, Eurotiales, Aspergillaceae. The record is from the annotation of a GenBank genome assembly.